This is a messenger RNA of Lathyrus sativus (Indian pea), 318 nucleotides long. The record is from the annotation of a GenBank genome assembly. Lineage: Eukaryota; Viridiplantae; Streptophyta; Magnoliopsida; Fabales; Fabaceae.
AUGGCACCUGAUCUUGCUCAAGGGGGGUGUAGUACUUUAGAGGAUGGGGUGGUUUUAGCAAGGUGCUUGGGUGAGGCUUUGUCCAAGAAUCCAAAAGAAGGAGAAGAAGAAUAUAAAAUAAUUGGGGAAUGUUUGAAGAAAUAUGCAAAGGAGAGAAGAUGGAGAUGCAUUGAUCUCAUUACUAGAUCUUAUAUUGUGGGUUCGAUUCAACAAAGUGGUUCAAAAUUGGUUAAUUUCUUUAGGGAUAAAAUUUUGGCUACAUUCUUAGCUGAUGAGUUAUUGAAGAAGUCAGAUUUUGAUUGUGGACAACUAAAAUAG